This is a messenger RNA of Brassica napus (rape), 1466 nucleotides long. Its product is annotated as putative F-box protein At2g33200. Bases 68 to 1165 code for a protein of 365 amino acids. The transcript has a single exon. The record is from RefSeq and is a predicted model, not a curated record. NCBI's taxonomy places the organism in Eukaryota, Viridiplantae, Streptophyta, Magnoliopsida, Brassicales, Brassicaceae. Gene Ontology annotation, molecular function: protein binding.
CCCUAAUCCACAUUUCAUCUCACUACAAAAUAAGCAAAGUUGGGAAUGAUCUGAAGAGACGGCGACAAUGUCUAGAGCUCGGUAUGGUUGGUCCAAACUUUGCACCGAUCUUCUGCGAUCGAUCCUCGAAAGCUUACACCCUAAAGAUUUUCAUCGGGCAAGAACUGUCUGCUCAAGCUGGUACUCUGUCUCCACAACAUGUACGCGACGUCUGUGUCCAUGGCGAAUCCUAUUACGUAAGUCUUCUACUCUGUUAUACGAUCCCGAACAAGACAAAACUAUCGAAACCGAACAUCCAGGAACCGACUUCUCGAACAGCUGUGUCGUGGCUAGUUGUAGCAACUGGCUCUUGAUCAUUGAUUCUUAUUUGGAUUUGUAUCUUUUGAAUGUGUUUACUUGCGAGAGAAUCAAUCUUCCAUCGAUGAAGUCAUUGCUUUUUGGUCAAGUUAUUACCUUCAACGUGCGUAGUAGCCUAACCUCAUCGAGUACACCGGCUUGUCUUUGGAUGAACGAGAGAACAGGGGACUAUGUCGCAGCCUGGAGUUACAAAGAACAUUACUUGUUCUUAUACAAGAAAGGAGAUGCCACGUGGCGUAAUCAUAAAGGCGCACGUUGUAGAUCCAUGGCGUAUAAGGACAACAAGCUUUACGUGUAUACAUCUGAUGGUUACAUCAAGAUUCUUGAUUUGUCUGGAGACUCGGUUAGGGAGAUCGUGGAAGGGAACCCAUGUCCUAACCAUAGGUUUCAGUUUGUUUCACAACUUGGGGAACAUGUGUGGAGGACGAAAGUAGCGGUUACGAACUCAGGAGAGGUUUUGAUUGUUCUGAGCUUAAGAGGGUUACAAGAGAAACGUUUGUUUUGCAUCUUUAAGAUGAAUGUUGAAAGCGGUAACUGGGAAAGAGUAGAUUCUCUUGGAGGUGAGGUGUUGAUAUUUGGUCAUGGAGUCACAGUAAGAUCUCCGAUCAAAGAGAUUGACGGUCAGGGAAUCAAGAGUGAUUCAAUCUGUUUCAUUGAUUAUGAUCUUUGGCCAGGUGCAGAUUAUUUCUAUCACACGAGGCAAAUUAAGAGCGGUAUAUUCGAUCUUGCGACGAGGACAAUCACAUGGCCUAAAACAUCAGAUCCUUCCGUCUUGAAGAGCUUCUGGUUUGUUCCGGGAUAUGCUUAAAGUCUUGGUCUGAAUAAUGGUUUCAACUUAGGGUCUAGUCUUUAAAAAGACUCAGCAGCUAAAGAAUGGGCUUCUCUUUUGUCUCGCUACUUUGUGGGUUUGAUUCUAGGUAAGAGUUUGUUCAAGCACUUUGAUGCUUGUAGACUUUUAUUUAAUCGUCUUUUAUAUUUGCGGGUUUAGUAAGGAAACAUGGUGCUUAGUCAUGUCGUUGCAAGAAAACUUUUCAUUUUAUUGGUUUCUAAAACCUUGAACUUUUGAAAAAGGUCAAAACAACACAUUGUUGAUGAAACUUGAAAUUAUA